GGCACUUCGAAAUAUUACCAGAAUGUAUGACAAACAUAUCUACUUCAUUGGCUGUAGUUAUUGCUGUUUUUGCGACCGGCGUGUGUUUGUAUGAUCUCGAGCAGACGCUUUGAUGAGAGGCCAGUAAGGCGAGCGGGACAUGUCGGUGCAUUUUGAGGAGAGGAGCGGGGUGAUCCCGUGUAAAACUGCAUGGGGCUCCUGGUAUCAGACCAUGGAGGAGGUUUACAUCGAAGUCAAUGUUCCUCCUGGCACUUCAGCUAAAGAGAUCAAGUGCAACAUCGGGAGCAAACAGAUCGAGCUUCGAGUCAAAGACCAGCAGAUUUUUAAGGGGAAGCUGUUUGGAUCUACAGUCUGCGAUGAAGCAACGUGGACAUUAGAGGAUAAAAAACUGAUCCGUAUAGUUCUUAUGAAGACAAACCGAGAGGCUGGGAACUGCUGGCAGUCUCUUUUGGAGGGCGAGUUUAUGGCCGACCCGUGGGUGCAGGAUCAGAUGCAAAGGAAGCUCACGCUGGAGAGGUUUCAGAGAGAGAAUCCUGGAUUUGACUUCAGUGGGGCAGAGAUCUCUGGAAACUUUCACGGUGGAGGACCAGAUUUCUCCAGCUUGCAAAAAUAAAAGGACUGCUUUUCUAACUACUUAACACUUUUUUAAAAAGUGUUUUCUUUCUCCAAUUUUAUGUUUAAAAUAUAAGGAGCAUAUCGCAACAAAGUCAGCUAUUGUUAUAAAGCCAUAAUCAUCACAAGCAGCCUAUAUGGUGGUUUUAAUUUACAAAUGCCAAGGUUUUUUUGUAGCCACCACCACAGUGGUUUCAGAAGACUGUUAGCACCGCAAUCCUUUGAAUUUCAAUAAAUCAUAUUCAAGCA
Danio rerio (zebrafish) is the source of this 861-nucleotide messenger RNA. It is a transcript of the gene nudcd2, whose product is annotated as NudC domain containing 2. The record is from RefSeq and is marked provisional. Lineage: Eukaryota; Metazoa; Chordata; Actinopteri; Cypriniformes; Danionidae.